Juglans microcarpa x Juglans regia is the source of this 2684-nucleotide messenger RNA. RefSeq names its product putative wall-associated receptor kinase-like 16. Gene Ontology annotation, molecular function: protein serine/threonine kinase activity; calcium ion binding; ATP binding. Lineage: Eukaryota; Viridiplantae; Streptophyta; Magnoliopsida; Fagales; Juglandaceae. The record is from RefSeq and is a predicted model, not a curated record. Gene Ontology annotation, biological process: protein phosphorylation; cell surface receptor signaling pathway. Gene Ontology annotation, cellular component: plasma membrane.
UCAAUCAACAGGGAGUCCAAUAAUAGAGUUGGACUUCAGCCUCCAUGUGAAAAAAAUUAGUUUGUCCCCCUAUCCCGGCCCACCCCCAUAGUAAUUAGAAAUUCUAGUUCCACUUCUAGCCAGCCUCCAUCCUUUUAAAAGAACUCGAAUCCCUUAAUUCUCUGAACAGAGGGAGCAAUGGUUUUCCGUAGGAUGCUCUUGUACGUGGCAUGUGUUGUUGUGAUGUUAUCGAAAAAUGGCAGCAGCAGUAGUAGCAACUUCAUUAGCCAAGCCAAACUGCCAGCACCGGUGUGGAGAUGUUGACAUCCCUUUUCCAUUUGGCACAUCGAAAAAUUGCUCCCAUAAUGAUGAUUAUUUUAUCAAUUGUAGCAAUUCCAAACCAGUGUCGGGAAAUAUUGAAGUCACCAACAUUUCCAUCCAAGGCGAGCUUGAAGUCUUGGUGUUUAUAGCCCAUCAAUAUUACGAAAAUUCGAGUGCUGUACCUGUGCUUAACACCGCGCUCGAUUUCAGCUUGAUCCCCACUUAUACAAUUUCCAACACCAAAAAUAAAUUUGUGGCCAUCGGCUGUGACACUUACGCCUUCCAUGGUUACCAGAUCGGCGAAUUCUUCUCCAUAGGCUGCACCUCUACUUGUCAAAGUCUUAGAAAUGUCGUCAACGGAUCUUGCUCUGGAAUUGGGUGUUGCCAGGUUGACAUUCCGAAAGGAUUGAUCAAGAACUUUACUUUGGAUGCUCUUAGCUAUAACAAUCACACAAAGGUCUCUGGUUUCAAUCCAUGCAGCUUUGCUUUUGUGGCUAAACAAGACAAGUUCAAUUUCUCCUCUGAUUUUCUUGCAAAACUGCCAGCUGACAUAGAUGUUACUUUUCCAAUGGUUCUUGAUUGGGCAAUCGGUAAUGAAACAUGUAAAACUGCUCGGAGCAAGCCGGGUUACCUUUGUGGACGGAACAGCGCAUGCUAUGAUCCCGAAAACGGUGAUGGGUACCUUUGCAAGUGCAAAGAAGGUUAUGACGGAAACCCAUACCUCCAUGAUGGAUGCCAAGAUAUUAAUGAGUGCCUGCAAGUUCGAAAACCUUGCAAUGCUACAGCAAACUGCAUCAACCCUGAAGGGAAUUUCACAUGUACUUGUCGCGACGGAUACGAAGGCGAUGGAAAUAUUAACGGAACAGGUUGCGGUCGGCCUAAAGCCAGCGGCAGCCAUGCGAAAACCAUUAUUAUUGCACUAAUUGCUAUCAGCAUUGGACUCUUAGGAUUGUUUGUGGGAGCUUCUUCAAUAUAUUGUGGACUUAAAAGAAGAAAACUCAUCAAGUUAAAAGAGAAAUUCUUCGAACAAAAUGGUGGCUUGUCGUUGCAACAAAAACUCUCAAAUGAUAGAACUAGUUCCAUGGAGAUUGCCAAAAUCUUUAGUGCGGAAGAACUUGAAAAAGCUACAAAAAAUUACGAUGAGAGUAGAGUACUUGGUCAAGGAAGCUAUGGAACUGUUUAUAGAGGAGUCUUACCAGAUAAUAAAAUGGUCGCCAUUAAAAAAUCAAAACUUGGUGAUCAGAGCCAAAUUGAGCAGUUCAUAAAUGAGGUGAUUGUGCUUACUCAAAUUAACCAUAGAAACGUGGUUAAGCUAUUAGGUUGCUGUCUAGAAACAGAAGUGCCAUUACUAGUUUAUGAAUUCAUCACAAAUGGAACUCUUUCAGCCCACAUUCAUGAUAAAGUCCUAUCAUCCUCACUCUCAUGGAGAAAGCGUUUGAAGAUAGCUGCAGAUACUGCAGGAGCACUUGCAUACUUGCAUUUUUCGACUUCCAUGCCAAUUAUACACGGGGAUGUUAAACCUGGAAAUAUACUUUUGGAUGAUAACUAUUCACCAAAGGUGUCUGACUUUGGAACUUCAAGAUUGGUCCCACUAGAUCAAACACAAUUAACUACUUUGGUGAAAGGAACUUUCGGAUACUUAGACCCAGAAUACUUCCAUAGCAGUCAACUUACAAAAAAAAGUGAUGUCUACAGCUUUGGGGUUGUUGUGGCAGAGUUAUUGACUGGUAAGAAAGCAAUUUCUUUUGAUAAGCCUGAAAGCGAUAGAAGUUUGGCAGUAAUCUUUAAUUCUACAGUAAAAGAGGAUCGCUUACAUCAAAUUCUUGAAGACCAUAUUGUAAGCGAUAGUAAUAUUAAUGAGAUAAACGAAGUUGCUAAGCUUGUAAUGCAGUGCUUAAGUGUAAGAGGAGAAGAUAGGCCAAAUAAGAAGGAAGUGGCAAUGGAGCUAGAGGGGUUGCGAAGUAUGGAUCAAAAGCAUCAAUGGGAUAAGGUUGAUCUCUAUACAGAAGAGACUGAAUGCUGUGCCACUCCACCUGCAUAGUACUCUUUCAGCAUUAAUGGUGUCGAUAAUGGUUGUUCUUCAACCAGCACAACAAUGGGUACGUCUGAAAGUAUGAGAAUCCAAUUAAGUCUUGAAACCAAUAAUAUUGAAUGAUGGUAGAUGAUCUUGAAACCAAGUCAGUUGCUUAUAUAUACGCUCUGGCGCUUCAUUUUCAUGUCUAAUAUAUAUAAUGUCUUCUUGCUACCUUCCCUUUUUUUGUCAUAAAGCUUCAAUGCUAUUAGAUCAUCAUGUACCUCGAAAUUAAAUGUUUUAAAUGAUGUUGUAAUGUUGUCAUCUUUCAUUCUGUUUUUGUGAUCUAUAACAAUUAAGAGCACCUUAUUGA